Molecule: messenger RNA, 1005 nt
Organism: Neoarthrinium moseri
Lineage: Eukaryota; Fungi; Ascomycota; Sordariomycetes; Amphisphaeriales; Apiosporaceae
Exons: 1
Coding region: 1-1005 (334 amino acids)
Source: RefSeq, a predicted model, not a curated record
AUGGAGUCAAAGUAUGCAGCAAGUCAUGUCAAGCCACGAGGGCCAGGGGACGCUCGACCUACAGCUCUCCAGAUUAUCGAAGACGAAAACCAAAAAGGAAACUUGAAAGGGAAGGUAGUGUUCAUUACUGGCUGCUCGUCUGGACUCGGGAUCGAAACAGCCAGGGCUCUAAAAGCCACGGGAGCAACAAUAUAUGUGACAGCACGCAAUCUUGACAAAGCUAGGACAGCACUGGGAGACAUAUUAGAUGAGCACCAGGUUGUUCUCCUCAAGCUUGACCUAGAAUCCCUUGAGAGUGUUCGCAGCUGUGCCUCCGAGUUCAAGGCGAGAAGCAACGUGCUCAACAUAUUGAUCAACAAUGCCGGUGUACGAAUCACGCCUCCGGGCAAGACCAAAGACGGCUUCGAAACCCAGUGGGGAACAAAUCACGUCGCGCACUUCCUCUUGUUCGAGCUCCUGAAGCCAACCCUGCUUGAGUCCUCCACGCCGGGCUUCCACUCUCGCGUGGUGGCGGUUUCGUCGACCGCCCACAGGACAGCCCAUAUCGAUUUUGCGGACCUUAACAUGGAGAGCCGAGGCUACGACGGCGUGGUUGCAUAUGGGCAAAGCAAGUUGGCCAAUGUCUACAUGGCUCUCGAGAUCGAGAGGCGCUAUGGACCGCAGGGACUACACGCUUGGAGCGUCCACCCAGGAGGCAUCCGGACGGGGUUGCAGCGUCCAAACCUGUACGACGUCGUCGUAGUGCUGAAAUCUGGCCCACUCUCUACGUUGCGGUUAAUGCAAAACGCCGCCCAAGGGGCGUCGACUACAGUUUGGGCGGCCGUAGCUAGGGAGUUGGAGGGCACGGGGGGCAAGUAUCUGGAGCGAUGCCAGAUCAGCCGGCCGGCGGCGCGAGGACACAAGCCCACAGAUCCAGGAUACGCCCCUUGGGCAUAUGACGAGGUAGCGGCAAGGAGGCUAUAUGAUGUGUCUCUGGGGCUGGUAGGACUGCCGACGCAGAUGUAG